GGCGGAGGAGGAAGUGUCAUGGCGUCGGGCCGUGGAGCUUCUUCUCGCUGGUUCUUUACUCGGGAACAGCUGGAGAACACGCCGAGCCGUCGCUGCGGAGUGGAGGCGGAUAAAGAGCUCUCGUACCGCCAGCAGGCGGCCAACCUCAUCCAGGAAAUGGGACAGCGUCUCAAUGUCUCUCAGCUUACGAUAAACACUGCGAUUGUUUAUAUGCACAGGUUUUACAUGCACCAUUCUUUCACCAAAUUCAGUAGAUACAUGAUAUCACCUACUGCAUUAUUCUUGGCUGCAAAAGUAGAAGAACAGGCUCGAAAACUUGAACAUGUUAUCAAAGUAGCACAUGCUUGUCUUCAUCCCCUAGAGCCACUGCUGGAUACUAAAUGUGAUACUUACCUUCAACAGACUCAAGAACUGGUUUUACUUGAAACCAUAAUGCUACAAACCCUAGGUUUUGAGAUCACCAUUGAACACCCACACACAGAUGUGGUGAAAUGUACCCAGUUAGUAAGAGCAAGCAAGGAUUUGGCACAGACAUCCUAUUUCAUGGCUACCAACAGUCUGCAUCUUACAACCUUCUGUCUUCAGUAUAAACCAACAGUGAUAGCAUGUGUAUGCAUUCAUUUGGCUUGCAAAUGGUCCAAUUGGGAGAUUCCUGUGUCAACUGAUGGAAAACAUUGGUGGGAAUAUGUGGAUCCUACAGUUACUCUGGAAUUACUAGAUGAGCUAACACAUGAGUUUCUACAAAUAUUGGAGAAAACGCCUAGUAGGUUGAAGAAGAUUCGAUACUGGAGGGCUAACCAGGCAGCUGGGAAACCAAAAGUAGAUGGACAAGUAUCAGAAACGCCUCUUCUGGGUUCAUCUUUGGUCCAGAAUUCCAUGUUAGUAGAUAGUGUUACUGGUGUGCCUACCAAACCAAGUUUUCAGAAACCAUCUACAUCAGCUUUCCCUGCACCAGUACCUCUAAAUUCAGGAAAUAUUUCUGUUCAAGACAGCCAUGCAUCUGAUAAUUUGUCAGUGCUAGCAACAGGAAUGCCAAGUACCUCAUAUGGUUUGUCAUCACACCAAGAAUGGCCUCAGCAUCAAGAGUCGGCAAGGACAGAACAGAUAUAUUCACAGAAACAGGAAACAUCUUUGUCUGGUAGCCAGUACAACAUCAACUUCAAGCAGGGACCUUCUGUAUCAUUGCAUUCAGGAUUACAUCACAGACCUGACAAAAUUUCUGAUCAUUCUUCUGUUAAGCAAGAUUAUACUCAUAAAGCAGGGAGCAGUAAACACCACGGGCCAAUUUCUGCUACUCCUGGAGUAAUUCCUCAGAAAAUGUCUUUAGAUAAAUACAGAGAAAAACGUAAGCUAGAAAGCCUUGAUCUGGAUGCAAGGGAUCAUUAUAUAGCUGCCCAGGUAGAACAGCAACACAAACAUGUACAGUCUCAGGCAGCCAGCAGCAGUUCUGUGACUUCUCCCAUUAAAAUGAAAAUUCCCAUUACAAAUGCUGAAAAACCUGAGAAAUACAUGGCAGAGAAGAAGGAAAAGAGUGGAUCACUGAAAUUACGGAUUCCAAUACCACCCACUGAUAAAAGUGUCAGUAAAGAAGAACUGAAAAUGAAAAUAAAAGUUUCUUCCUCAGAAAGACACAGCUCUUCUGAUGAAGGCAGUGGGAAGAGCAAGCAUUCCAGCCCACAUAUUAGCAGGGACCAUAAGGAGAAGCACAAGGAGCAUCCUUCCAACCGCCACCACCCCAGCAGUCACAAGCAUUCCCACUCAUACAGUGGCAGCAGCAGUGGUGGCAGUAAACACAGUGCUGACGGAAUACCGCCCACUGUUCUGAGGAGUCCUGUUGGCCUGAGCAGUGAUGGCAUUUCCUCUAGUUCCAGCUCUUCAAGGAAGAAGCUGCAUAUCAAUGAUGCAUCUCACAACCAUCACUCCAAAAUGAGCAAAAGUUCCAAAAGUUCAGGUAGUUCAUCUAGUUCUUCCUCCUCUGUUAAGCAGUAUAUAUCCUCUCACAACUCUGUUUUUAACCAUCCCUUACCCCCUCCUCCCCCUGUCACAUACCAGGUGGGCUACGGACAUCUCAGCACCCUCGUGAAACUGGACAAGAAGCCAGUGGAGACCAACGGUCCUGAUGUCAAUCACGAGUACAGUACAAACAGCCAGCAUAUGGACUACAAAGACACAUUCGACAUGCUGGACUCGCUGUUAAGUGCCCAAGGAAUGAACAUGUAAUCAUUUCUUUAGGUCAAUUUUUCCUUUUCUUUUUUAAUUUAAAAAUUGUUAGAAUGAAAAACUUCCUCCUGAUCUAGCAGUGGUAACACCUGCUGUUACUACCAC
Molecule: messenger RNA, 2325 nt
Organism: Budorcas taxicolor (takin)
Lineage: Eukaryota; Metazoa; Chordata; Mammalia; Artiodactyla; Bovidae
Gene: CCNT2
Product: cyclin T2
Exons: 9
Coding region: 19-2220 (733 amino acids)
Biological process (GO): regulation of transcription by RNA polymerase II; positive regulation of DNA-templated transcription, elongation
Cellular component (GO): nucleus; cyclin/CDK positive transcription elongation factor complex
Molecular function (GO): cyclin-dependent protein serine/threonine kinase activator activity
Source: RefSeq, a predicted model, not a curated record